CCGGGCAGCGUUUCCAUGCCAAAACAGCGCGUCAUGUCUGAGAGAGACAGUGGUGAAAAUCUGAAAGAAGAAACCUCUUAUGAAGAUGAACAGAAAGCAGAGGAACUUGGCUGCACUGAGAGCAGUGAAGAGAGAGAGCAAGAGCUUGAGCCUGUGCCUAUGACCCGCAAAAGACCUGAACCCAAACCCCCAAGUCAGCUUGCUGCCACAGAAAAGACCACAGCUGAAACCCUCAAGGUCUCGAAUUCUCCUGCUGGAGUUCAGACAGGAUGGGGGUACUGGGGAAGCUGGGGGAAAUCUCUUCUGUCAACUGCAUCUGCUACUGUGGCUACUGUAGGUCAAGGUAUUUCAAAUGUUAUAGAAAAAGCAGAAACAACCCUUGGGAUCCCCAGUCCUAAUGAAAUAUCUUCAGAGACUAGAGAUGCUACAACAGGAAGCGAGAAUCCUUGUGCUAGCAGCACAGAUGCAGUUGAUGAUGGCAGUUCCUUUCCUAUUGCUGGGGCUCUAGGAGUUUUAUCAACGAUCUCUACUGCUGUCCAAAGCACAGUCUUACGAGAGGCAAAGGAGAAAGAAGAGCAGCAGACAGCUACUGAGGUUACCAUGGCUACGGAGAAGAAAGCCCAUUAUGGGUUACUGUUUGAUGAGUUUCAGGGUCUUUCACAUCUGGAGGCCUUAGAGAUGCUUUCCAGAGAGAGUGAAUCAAAGGUGAAAUCGGUUCUAAAUGCCCUCUCUGGAGAAGAGUUGGACACACUGAAGGAGGAAAUGGAGCAACUCAAAGAAGCAUUUUCUUUACCUGAAUUCUUUGAAGAAGAGGAGGAAGAAAAGAAAGGAGAUGAGGAGUUCACAAAAGAAGUGACAGAGUUGUUUUCAGAAUUGCGUAUCUCCUCAAAGCCAGACAAACUGAUCAUGGUGAGGACAUCUGCUCAUGAAUGGAUAGCACAAUUCAACAGUAGUCUUCCUGAAGAAGAAAAAGAGAGUGAAGAAAACCAAGAAGUAGAAUCCAGAGAUGGUGACCAUGAUGCUAAAAAAACAGUAGAGGAUAUUCAUGCAUUUGCCAUAAGAAGUCUGGCUGAACUGACAGCAUGCUCCAUUGAAAUGUUUCACAAAACCGCAGCUUUGUUUCUACGUGGUCAGAAACAAGAGGUGGCAGCCACAGAGAGAGCCAAGUCCCUUUCACAAAUGACAAUUGUGCUCUGUAAAGAACUGUCAACUUUCUCGAAAGAGUUUACUACGUGCUUAACGACUGCAGGGGUCAAAGAGAAAGCAGAUGUGCUUAAUCCCUUAAUCACUGGAGUGUUUUUGGAGGCUUCAAACAGUGCUUCAUAUAUCCAAGAUGCCUUCCAGCUCUUGCUGCCUAUACUGCAGAUCUCUCUUAUUGAGGCUAGAACGGAACUAUCACAGGUCCCGUGCCGUCCUCCCUGCGCACAUCGCCACCGAGCUCCCGCACUGUACCCCGAGUUCCCCGGCUGGGUUGACUUGGUGGCUGCAUCGCGCUGGGACAGGCGUGAUUGCUGCCAUCGUUUACCCCAAGACUGAGCUCUGGCUGCUGGGAGUUCCCCAAAUGAUUUUUAUGUGAGGUGAAGCAUCCGUGCUAGAAAGCACCACUGCUAUUUAUUGUAAAAUUGGCAGCAACAGGGACUCUGCCACUGGCUUUGCUGAGGUGCUCCAGUGUUUAUCCACCCUUGCUGACAAAACCCAUCCCUUAUUUCUGAUCUAAGCCUGCUGAGUGGACUCCUGCUCUGCAUUUGGGGCCGGUGCAGGCUCUGGUGGAGGAGGCCUGGCACAGACAUGGCCAGGUUUUUGGGACAAGUGACUUCUGUACAGCUGCUUGCUCCCUGCAUGAGUUACCCAGGGUUAGUCUUGCUCGGUGGGAGGGGGCUCCAUGCGUGCUGCAAUUACUGUAAUUUAAAGUCAAAUGACUGUGGGAGCAACUUUGUUGUAGAGUUGAAGGCUUUAAAUGGGGCAAACCUUGUGGGAGAGGUAAUACCUUUUAUUAGGUGGAGAAAGCAAAUUAGCUUUCAGGUACACAAGCCCUUCUUGACAUUAUUGUUACUGUUAUUAUCCCAUAUUGGUGCUAUUAGAAACGAGGGCAUUGCAUUAGAGGGGAAGCACAUUAUGCAAGUGUUUAAACCUGCUGGUAACUGCUCUCUGCUGACAGGUAUUUGCUUAAUGAUAUGUUGGAGUGAAAGCCAGCAGCAAGGACAAGCAUCAGAGGGAGCGGGGAGUGCCGAGUUCUGCUGGUCCAGCCUUGCCCGGACCUCCUGGAGCCACCUGACACCUCCCACCAAGAGGGGAGCAAGGACCUGCUCGAGGUUCCUCUCGCCACGGUUUUAAGGACACCCCCAAAUCCCCUCUGCUCUGCUUCCAGCAGGGUCCUGACCAUAGCACGUUCUGAGUCCCCAGUGCCCUCCCUGGUCCCAGGGCUGGUCCCUGUGGGUGUCCGCAGCCUCUAGAGCUGCCCUGGCUUGCUUGCCAAGGGUCUUUCUGCUCCUGCCCGUGCUGGAGGCAAUGCCUCUUGCAGGUACAAAUGCGAAUGCGACUGGUCAUGUUCCUGGUGUCAUGUGCUGUCCGUGGCGGGUGGCAGAGCCAGUUUUUCUGCUCUGAAAGUGGGACUGGGGAGGAGACCGCAACACUCAAAUACCCAGAUCCAGCUGCCAGCCAGGCAUCGAGGAGGCCACUUGCCUUUUUUCAGCUGCAGGUAAGGCGCUUUCCUGUCUCCCUCCUGUCAUUGAGGGGGAUUUACAGACUUGCAUAUCAGUUUCACAGGCUGGAGAAGCAGAGCAGGAAGGCAGGGUGAAGCAGAGGGGGCAGCAGGAGCAUCUCCAGGACAGCUCGUGCUCCAUGUGGUCUUGGGGAUGGCAAUCGGGCAUCAUGCCUGAGCCUUGGGGGAAGGAGUUCAGUCCCCUGGGUGAGACAGGAGUGGGCACAAACACCGUGACCUGUCAGCCCAUUGUGUCUGGGGGCCAUCCAGGCUAUCGUAUCUGGUGGGGUAUGAAUACGCAGGUUUGCUUCGUUACCCAGUGGUCUGAUCCACGUGCACCUCACGCUUUGCUCGGCCAUGGAGGACAAAUGCAGCUUGUCAGUGGGGACCAUAGAGCUGGUCCCUGGGUUUUGCUGGUUUGCUCUGCCCGGGUUUUAGGGAACCAGCUCAUCUAGGAUAGGGAAACCUGCCUGCCUGAAAUGCAGUGUGGCUGAGGCUCUGAAAGAACAGGCAAAACUGGAUCUGCUGGUCUCGGAUGGGAAAAAGCUAAGUGUUGGCUGCCAUCACCUGAGCCACCACCUACAGUGGGGAAUGCACAGGGUGCUGGGUGGCACCUCCCCGGACAGGAGCAUGGCAGAGCUCCGGGGUGGGGGAGCCCACCCCAUCUUUUGGAAAUCUGCUGGGUUGGUCCCCAGGGACAGGGUUAAUGGUACGGUAGGGAAUCAAAGGGUUGUAGCCCCCCACAGGGGCAUUUCUUAACGUGAGCUGGGGCAGCACUACCCCUUCCCAGCCCUGGCUGCUGGGCUUUGGUCCGGUUGCCCAUCUCACAGUUCAAAGCUUGAGGUCCACCACUGGGUACCUUGUGCCUUUCCUAUCUGCUCAGUCCCCAGGCAGUGAAGGCACAAGGCAGGGGCAUUCUCCGUAGAUUUGGGGCUGGGCA
Messenger RNA from Haliaeetus leucocephalus (bald eagle), 3641 nucleotides. RefSeq names its product family with sequence similarity 114, member A2 (gene FAM114A2). Bases 16 to 1536 code for a protein of 506 amino acids. The transcript is spliced from 14 exons. The record is from RefSeq and is a predicted model, not a curated record. NCBI's taxonomy places the organism in Eukaryota, Metazoa, Chordata, Aves, Accipitriformes, Accipitridae.